AUGGCAGCGCACGCCCUGCGAAACGGCCAUGUUCGAGCGCGCGCUAUCCUGAGCGUCGCCAGCAACUUGCCUUUCUCAACGCCCUCGCCGGCUGCAGCACGCCAGAGCACAUCUCUCAGCGCAUCAAGCAGCCCCGCUCGUCCUUCUUCCAGCCCCUCGCGCUCCUUGAAUGCCGCUGGGAAGCACAUACACACUUCUGCGCAGAGAUUCAGGUCCGACGAUCCCGGCGGCAAACCAAACGACGGAUCGCACCGCACCAUCUACGAGUGAGCAUAGCGAAGCGAAGCGAUGCGUAGUGUAGCGCGCACGCGCACACACGCACGCACGGCUUUCGAGUCCCUCGAAUCCCGGUCUGCCGCUGAUCCUCUCCUCUCCUCUCCUCUCCUCUCCCGCACGCCACGCCACGCCUGCACAGCGACUUUUUCAAUCUGCUAGAAUCGGAAGAGUCGCAGCCCAUCGUGGUCAAGUCCAUGUCGGAUAGCAGCAUCACGCUGGACGAUGGUUUGGUCAUUCAACAACCCGUCAUCUUCCUCAAUGGGCAAGUCUAUCUUUGGGAUCCUCCUCAUUUGGACACCAGCAAGGCUACACCUGGUGGAGCGGGCUGGGAAGAGUGGCAGAGGGAGCUUUGGAGGAUAUUCGAAGUGGUCGAACCUAAACCUGGUCAGUGGGCGAUGCAUGUGCAGGUCCGAGUAGGGUGUCGAGAGGGAUGA
Molecule: messenger RNA, 710 nt
Organism: Ceraceosorus bombacis
Lineage: Eukaryota; Fungi; Basidiomycota; Exobasidiomycetes; Ceraceosorales; Ceraceosoraceae
Source: the annotation of a GenBank genome assembly